AUGAGGAGGAGGAGGAAGAAAAGAAGAAGAGGAAGAAGAAGAAGAAGAAGAAGAAGGGAUUCUUCUCUGUAUACCGGCAAGCUGGCGAACCAUUGGUGGUCUGGCCACCUGGGCCUCCCUGGAGCCGAACCGGUCUCCAUCUCCCCCGGUGCCAAUAACCAGGAGACACCCCCGAAAGAAGGUGAUCCUAGCGGCUGCGCCACUGCUCCCAACGAUGACGAGGAGAGGGAGAACAGCGGCGAGCCAAAGGAGGGCGCCAUCGUGGCCAGCAGCCGCAGGCCCCGUGGCCGCCCUCCGGGUUCCAAGAACAAGCCCAAGCCCCCCAUCUUCGUCACCCGGGACAGCCCCAACUCCCUCCACAGCCACGUCAUGGAGGUCGCAGGUGGUGCCGAUGUCGCCGACUCCAUCGCCCAGUUUGCCCGCCGCCGCCAGCGCGGCGUCUGCGUGCUCAGCGGCGCCGGCGUAGUCGCCAACGUAGGGCUCCGCCAACCGGCUGCUCCGGGUGCUGUGGUUGCCCUCCAUGGCCGCUUCGAGAUCCUGUCCCUCACGGGGACGUUCCUGCCGGGACCUUCACCACCGGGGUCUACCGGGCUGACGGUCUACCUCGCCGGCGGGCAGGGGCAGGUGGUGGGGGGCAGUGUCGUGGGCCCCUUGAUUGCUGCAGGGUCCGUUAUGGUGGUCGCAUCGACGUUCGCAAACGCAUCCUAUGAGAGACUGCCAUUAGAGGAGGAGGAGGGGCCAGGGCAGCUGCCAGGCGGGUCGGCGCUGGGGAUGGCUGGAGGCAGUGGCCAUGGUGGCCUUCCUGACCCCUCGGCUCUGCCCAUCUUCAAUUUGGGCCACGACGCCUUCGCAUGGGCUCAUGCGCGGCCGCCGCCGUACUGAGGGAAGGAGACGGAGCUGACAAGGGAGGAAGCAUGAAUUAUUGGAGGAGGAAUGGAGUCAUGGCCAUCAACACAUGUUGGUGAAUGGAGUGCUCGGGGUGAGGUAGCUCUUAUUUAUGUUUUAUUAAGAAAUAGUCUGUAGAUGUGGUAUUUAAGUGCUGAUCUUUAAGAAGUCUUGUAGUCUUAACAAAAUGCUCAAAGCAAAAUGAUCUGUCAUGAUUGUUUGGAGAUUUUGUUUGCGAUGAAGGGGAUUGUAGGCUACAUUAAGAAAAGUUCUCUAAAGCCUUAAAUUGUGUUGUUGGUCAGUCUGAUAUGAUUUCU
Messenger RNA from Elaeis guineensis (African oil palm), 1202 nucleotides. Lineage: Eukaryota; Viridiplantae; Streptophyta; Magnoliopsida; Arecales; Arecaceae. The record is from RefSeq and is a predicted model, not a curated record.